This is a messenger RNA of Spea bombifrons (plains spadefoot toad), 1541 nucleotides long. It is a transcript of the gene ENDOV, whose product is annotated as endonuclease V. Gene Ontology annotation, molecular function: single-stranded RNA binding; RNA endonuclease activity producing 5'-phosphomonoesters, hydrolytic mechanism. Gene Ontology annotation, biological process: DNA repair. The transcript has 8 exons. Lineage: Eukaryota; Metazoa; Chordata; Amphibia; Anura; Pelobatidae. Gene Ontology annotation, cellular component: nucleolus; cytoplasm. The record is from RefSeq and is a predicted model, not a curated record. The coding region runs from base 33 to 839 and encodes 268 amino acids.
AAGCGGAAGAAGGGCCAGUCUUGCGCCUCACCAUGGAGCCUACUGGGGGCCCCGAAGUCCUCUCUAAACAAGAGCACGAACCCAGCGACGAUAUGGCGGAUACGUACAGUAAAUGGGAGAGGGAGCAGGCCCUGCUGAAAGAAGACCUUAUAAAUUACAACACCGAAGCAUGGCAGGAUCAUCCUGAAUUUUCGGGGUUGGAAAGAGUUGGAGGCGUAGACCUUUCCUAUUGUAAAGAAGAUGAUAAAAUUGCUUGUGCUUCGCUCGUAGUCCUGAGCUAUCCAGAUCUGAAGGUGAUCUAUGAAGACUUCCAUAUGGUGGCCCUCAGCGCUCCCUAUGUAGCGGGAUUCCUGGCCUUCCGAGAGGUGCCAUCCUUGGCUGAUGCAAUUCACAGGCUACAGGAAAAGGAUCCAAGUUUGAUGCCCCAGGUGCUCCUUGUAGAUGGCAAUGGAAUCCUGCAUCACAGAGGAUUUGGGGUGGCAUGCCACCUCGGGGUCCUCACGGGGCUACCUUGCAUUGGGGUUGCCAAGAACCUACUACAAGUGGAUGGUCUGGAGAAUAAUGAAGAACACAAAGAACAGAUACGGCAGCUAAACAGCGGAGGAGAUUUUUUCAACCUGACAGGCAGCUCUGGCAUUGUCCUGGGUACUGCUUUGAAGAGCUCCAACAAGAGCUCCAAGCCCAUCUAUGUCUCAGUUGGCCACAAGAUAAGCCUCGGGUCUGCGGUAAAGCUGGUCCACUCCUGCUGCAAGUACAGGGUUCCCGAGCCAAUAAGACAGGCAGACAUCCGAUCCAGGGAGUUUCUGUGCCAAAUCGCAGCUGCCUCUGAAACAGCCUAGAGCUCAUCUAGCCUGGUUCCUGAAGAUCCCCCAGGACCGCAUGCCCUGUAAAUCUGGCUCAAUAUGACGCACAAGUGGACACUUAGACUGCGAUCUCAAGAGGUUCACGGGAACUGGAACAUUACACAAAGAGCUUUUACGCCUCCCACCCUCACAUCUGUGGGAGGCUGUUUAUAGAGGUACAAAGUCAUUGACUGGUGAUUCCAUGACACUAUUUCAUGACUUUGUGGGCUGCUUCAACCGUUUAGGUUUUAUAUAUCAUGUUUGCAUAACAGACUGGAUCUAAAAUCUCCAGAAUGAGACUUUUACACCACCGGUUUUAUAACAUUUUAUCAUUUAACAGAGCUUGCGAAAUAACUAUUACGUACACAGUAUUAACCACACCGCCAAAAACUGUGCCAUUUAAAGAUCUUCCAUAUUUAUUCCUGAAAUUUUACCUAUAUUAUCUCUAAGUGGGAAUAGUAUUUGAAACUUAAGCCCAGCUGAUAAUUAUUUGACUUUAGCUGAUAAUUAUUUGACUUUAGCUGAAUAAGAUCAAGUUGUAUAUAAGCGACCGAACCACUCUAAGAAUAAAAUGUAUUGUAGAGAAUAUAUGACCCCUGUUUUCCCGGAACUGUUAAUCUUGGUGACAUUUAACUUAAAUAAAAUAUUUAACCUCAUAAACGGCUGCAGCUUGUGGCAGGACCAGCACUAAUAUAUCAA